ACCGUUGUAGUUUCACCUUUAUCAGAAAAUUGGAAUGCUGUUACAUUUAUUUCAAGGUAUCAAUUACAAUUUUUUGGAAACGCAACUUGAAACGAAAAGUUCGAUUCUCCGAUUUUCCCUGAUUAGACAUUGAUCAUACAGCAUCUACUGGAGCGUGUGUUGAAACACGUAGUUACGUCGAUGAUUGAAAGAGGCGUCGAGAGUCUACAGAAGAGGUAGUCUAAAAUGCAAACACUUUGCAAUGGAUGUUUUGUGUAGGCCUAGGCCAUUUAGACUUAACCGGUGUAUUAUAUCUUAUAUCUCUAGCUUAUGAUGGCAUUUGUAAAUAAUUACGCCAUUCCUUAGAUUUAGAUGCCUUUAUUAGCUAUUGGACGCUAAUAAAGCUAUAAAGCACACAUUAGAAUGGCGGAUGUAGAAGAGAGGAAAUCGGCAUCCCCUGUUGAGGAAGUGAUGGACCUUGAUGAGGACUCUGCUGAAGAUGAAGAGGAGGAAGAGGGUGAAGAGGAGGAGGACGAGGAGGAGGAAAUGGAAACAAAUGUGUCUUCAUCUCCUUCUACCUCUACCCCCCAGAGCCCGAUUGUGUUGACACUUGGUGGAAGAGGGCAUAUUCCAAAAGGUGGUCAAGGUAAACCUCUUAAUAUCAGGAGAGGAAGAGGACGCCCAAGAAAAGGCGAUCCGGGUUAUGCAACACCCCCAAAACAGCCACUUGGCUUGAAAUUAAAAAGAUGGAGAGGAGGUCAAUUCUCUCAUGAAUUGGGGAAAUUGCAUAAAUCUCCAAAAAAUAGCCCCCUUAGAGAUGAUUGCAUCCUUAUCAAAAGCCCAACACCAAGCCCUUUGCGAGAUUCACCAUCUGGCAUGAGUUCUCCUGGUUCUCUGGCUAUUGUGGCUACAACUCCUACUACACCAAAUGCUUCUGCCUCAGAAUUGGCAAUGAUCUCGUGCUCUGUUGAGAAACCAACCAUGCCUGCCCCGGAGGAACCACCCUACUUUCCAGAAAAAUGGCCUGGAAAGGUAUGUGCUCUGUGCAAUCUACCAGAAAAAUCUCAGCUUGGUCAAGGUGAAAUGCUCAGGCUUGUUUGUCCUGAGGGUUUUGAUCCCAGAAAGUCAUGUGCCUCAACUCCAACUAGAGAUGGGAUGAUGAGUCCUUCUCAAGAAUCCAUUGGCAGUGCUGGUGACACAGAAAAAGAGAGCCCUGUCACAAACCCUGGUGAUAAAAGCCCUCGUAUGCUUAUCCCUCAAAGCCGGCGCAAGUACAUGUCAAAGAGAAAUAGUUUGCAAAAUGCAAAUGAAGUUUUAGAUGAACUUAGUAUUGUUGGGUAUGCAGAUGAAAUAGACCAAACUACUUUAUUUGAAUCAGGAAACUACUAUGUACAUUAUGGGUGUGCAGUUUGGUCAGCUGGUGUUUCUCGCUCAGCUGAAGGAGCUCUGGAGGGUGUAGCUUCAGCAGUCGUAGAAGGUGUGAAUCGGCGGUGCAUGUACAGUAAUUGUGGUAGAUUUGGAGCAAGUGUUGCUUGCCAGUUUGCUGGGUGUCCCAAGCACUUUCACUUGCCAUGUGCUGCUGCAUCAGGUGGAUUUCAGUGCAAUAAAACACAUACAUUAAUCUGUAACCUUCAUCUUGAUCAAGUAUCACUUCUUGGUGUUGGUGAUGUGACUUGCAAAAAAUGUAAUUCACUAGGAGAUGUGUCUAAUCUCACAAUGUGUAGUGCAUGUGGAAGUCACUUCCAUGGUGCUUGUGUGGGUAUGGCCCUUCUCCCUGAGGUACGGGCUGGCUGGCAAUGUGCAGAUUGUCGUUGCUGCCAGGUGUGCAGAUUAAAAGAAAUGGAUCAUACAAAGAUAAUGGUUUGUGAAAAAUGUGAUAAGGCUUACCACCCAACUUGUCAGCGUCCUGUGGUUACAUCUAUUCCUAAAUUAGGAUGGAAAUGCAAGUUUUGCCGAGUGUGUACUGAUUGUGGCUCUAGAACACCUGGUUCUGGACACUCCUCUCGUUGGCAUGCCCACUACACAGUUUGUGAUUCUUGUUAUCAACAAAGAAACAAGGGCUACUCCUGUCCAAUUUGCAGAAGAGCCUACAGAGCAGCAGCGGUCCGAGAAAUGGUUCAAUGCACCAUUUGUCGAAAAGCUGUUCAUGGUUCUUGUGAUGCAGAAGCAGACUAUCCAACGUACCAACAGCGUAAGAGAGCAGAAGCCUCAUAUGACUAUGUGUGCCCCAUUUGUAGACAGUUGACUAGCAAAUUAAAGAGGAAAAGUAGUAUGGAGGAUGGAGAUUCAAGUCUCAGUGCUUCUCAGGAAUCUCUUUCUGAUGACUUCUUCGGUGAUAUGGACUCUUUUUCAUCAGAGAAGGCAAUGUUACUAGAUUCAGAGGAUGGAAUGCGUGGUAUUGGUUUGGGGAAAGGGAAACCUUUCUGUGCUGGUAAAAUUGCUAAAAAGAAAUUAGGGCUAUCAAAUAGUUUAAUAUUGAGUCUUCAGUCUUACGGUGCUAAAAAUGCUGGAAUGUCUGGACGUAAGGGUGCUAUGGCUGGUCCCUACCAGAAAAAGCAUCAAAAAAUGGCCGAAUUCGGCCGUAAGCGUGGACCCAAGUCCAAGAUGAGAGGAGUUUUUGGUGUGCCUGGUCUUGGAUUACAACGGCCACAAGUUGAUGCCACUCAAAGUAAAAAGGAUGAUGACCAUGAAGAUGAAAACCGCCUUGUUUUAGUAUCUGCCAAGGACAAAUUUGUUCUCUAUCAAGAUGUGUGUGUGAUGUGUGGAGCUUUGGGUCAGGACCAAGAAGGCUGUUUGAUUGCAUGUGCACAAUGUGGCCAAUGUUAUCAUCCAUACUGUACCAAUGUGAAGAUCACCAAAAUCAUUCUUCAAAAAGGUUGGCGUUGUCUCGACUGCACUGUUUGUGAAGGUUGUGGCCAGAGGCAUGAUGAGUCAAGGCUUAUAUUAUGUGAUGACUGUGAUAUUUCAUAUCACAUCUAUUGCAUGGAUCCGCCACUAGAUUACGUUCCACAUGGGAAUUGGAAGUGCAAGUGGUGUGUACAAUGCCAUACUUGUGGGGCUAAUGAUCCUGGACCUAAUUGCCACUGGCUAAAAGGAUUUACUGAAUGUGGUCCUUGUGCAUCAAGAACAUCUUGCCCUGUUUGUCAAGACAGUUAUGGGGAAGGAGAAUUAAUCAUCAAGUGUAUUAAUUGUGAGCGGUGGUUGCAUUGCAUGUGUGAUCGCAUUCGCACUGAAGCUGAAGCUGAGAAGUGUGCAGAGGAGGGUUACAAAUGUGUCUUGUGCCGGCCUCUUAAUGUUCCUCCACCUCACCUUGUUCAGCCUGCAAUUCUCAUGAAGCCAAAACCUAAAAUUCUUCCUCUUCCUGCACCAGUUAGGAUGCCGUCUCCACCUAGGAGUCCUGACUUUACUCACAAGAGAAAGCAGGAGUUUCAAAAGGAUGGAGUAAUCUUAUCUGAGUCUGGGCUCAUUCUCAUCAAGUCAUUAGAAAUUGAAAAAGAAAAGCGUCAAAUAAAUGAUCCAAAGAAAAAGCGCUUCAACCGCAAAAUGCUUGCUCAAAUGGAACCUGUUGUUUUACCAUCCCGGACUGAUUCUGAUGGUUUAGAUCAGGAUCCUAAUGGAAACCAAGGUGAUGGUGAUGAUCCUGAUGAAGAAUUUUAUAGAGAUGGAAUGGUGGUAGCACCCAAAGAAGAUGGUUCACCACCUGAACCACCAGAAGGUUUUACCAUCCAUACUUCAAAAACUGGCAAUCUAGUCCUACGGAGAAUAAGAGUUCGAAAUCUGAAAAAUCUUGGAAUUGGUGGCUUUAAUGCUAGGUUACGUAACAACAGGAAGCUAAAAUCCAAAUUGGUAGAAAAUUAUCCAUCAUAUCUUCAGGAGGCCUUCUUUGGUAAAGAACUGUUAGAAACUAGUAAAGAACAGGCAAGCAGCAGCAGUGAAAGUGAAGCUGAAGAAUCUGAUCGAAUGAAGGUUACUCCUGAUAAAACGAUCACAUUGUCACAAGAUGAGUUAAAAGCAAUUGAAGAAUUAAAAGCGAAAAAAGAAGCAGAAAAGGCUGAGCGGAUCAAGGAAGAAGCUGAAUCAGCAUUGGCUAUGAAAUCUCCUAUCAAAGAGGAGGAUGAUUCUUAUGAUGCUGAAGUGCUGAAGGACAUUCCAAAUGUACCCCAUGAUUUUCUAGAUGCUGAUCUAGUCAACACGAUAAUGAAUGAAGAAUCAGAUAUGAAGGCUGAGGAAAAUUUGGAAGAUAUUGCUGCUGAUACAGAUCUUGGCGAUGUAUCUGGUCAGGGACAUAAAGAUGAGCUUACAGACAUACUCAGCCCUAAUUUCAAUUUAGACUGCAUCCAGACCGAUACAGGCUUGCCCAAUAUGGACAGCAGAGAUGUUGAGGAAAUUUUCAAAGGAGUUCUUACUGAUGAAUCCCAAGAAUCGCAGGAAUGCAAUGUUUACCCUAUGAAUCCUGUUCCUGGACCUGUUCUUUCUACUCACAACAAUGUCCCAGCAUCACCAACUCCAUCUCAACAUCCAGUUGUCCCUCCACAACUGACAUUGGCCCGUACUCAAGCUGUUCAGUCAAACAUAAGCUCACCCAUGAGUUUUCCUCCGCCUUCACCUUAUCAGUCAGAGUAUAGCAAUAGCCCACAGUUCAGCCCUGCCUUUUCAGAACCACCACAUUCUCCUUGGAUAUCAUCUCAGAGCGGAGACGUGGAUGGUAACUCGAUGGGAGGUAUGGCAAAUGAUAAUUCUCAGCCUGCCACUGGUCAAGCCAAAAAUGCUCGCAACAAUACUGAGCGCAUGGAAGUUGAUGAAGCCCUUGGUAAAGGUGCUACUAUUUCUGCUGUGCUGUAUGCAAAUAUCAACCAUCCAGAGUGGAAGAAGGAUUACCCGGCUUGGUCAGAUAGAUGCAAGAUGAUCGUGAAGAAGUGGAGAGUUCUUCCAGCUGAACAGAAAGCACCAUACCUACAGCAGGCUAGAGAUAACAGAACAAACCAGAAGUUAAAGAAAGGACACCAGAUUUGUGCUCCUGCUGCUUCAAUCAACAAGAAUCCUAUUCCUUUGGUGUCAACACAGUCGGUGGGUGCCCUGGGUGGCCUUGCCCAGGGCCCAGGCCCAACAACGCCUGCAGCCUCGCCGCAGUGUGUCCUGAAGCCAUCAGUCCCUGCAUCUGUGUCCUCUGUGGCAUCAGCCUCAUCAGUCAGCUCGCCCUCAACCUCGACCUCGCAGCCUGAGGAUACUGAUAAGAUACACCAGCAGAAAAAUAGCCGUGAAGCGGAACAAGAGCGGCAAUGGAAGCAACUCCAAGCUCUUCGGCAACAACAGCAGCAGCAACAACAUCUCCUACAAAACCAACAGAGCCAAGCUCUGAAAAUAGCGAGGCACGUUAACCCAGAUGGAAGUGUUACCCAAUAUCCUGUGGAUCAAAGUGGUGUUAAUUCAAGUGGCCUACCCCAACCAAUGCAGGUAGCAUCGGGCAAGCCUUUCAACACGGUGGUCAACGUGGCAAACGCUCCACCGAGAGGUGUGCAAUAUGGACCGAGAGGUGUGGGCCCUGCUGUGGGUCCCCCUGUAGGCCCUGCAGUGGGUCCCCCAGUCGGUCCGUCAGUUGGCCCUUCGGUGGGGCCUCCAGUCGGUGCGUCGUCAGUGGGUCCAACAGGCCCAGUCCAGGUAGACCCCUACAUGCAGCCCCCAGGCACACCGCGGCCUGGACCAGGGCCGCAGUACGCCCCCCGGCCACCCACUCUACCGUCACCGAACGCUGGAGUGGACCCGUACGCUGUGCCCCCGAGCCCGCGGCCCGGACCUCAGUACACCCCCAGACCACCCACUCUGCCCUCUCCAAACGCUGCUGUGGACCCGUACUCAGUGCCCCAGAGUCCGCGGCCCGGCCCUGGUCCCGGCCCCGGGCCUGGGCAGAGCGACCCCUACAUGCAGCCCCCGGGCACACCCCGGCCGCAGCCGCAGGGUGACCCGCAGGGGGUGUUCGCCACCCCGCCGCCCACGCCAGCGCAGCCGUCGACACCCGGCACGCCCCUUGGUGCUCCGGGCACCCCUACUCAGAUGCCAGGUCAAGAGGGCAACCAGCAGCUCCGAGAUCUUCUUCAAAGGAGCCAGUUUAGGAAGUUGGAACCUGGUGGGGAAGGUCAGCAGCGGAUUUGGGACCCAACCAUGAGAACAGAUCAACCAGCUCCUGCAGAAACAGAAACAACAUCACAGCCUCAGUUGCAAAUGACCAAUGUCCAGCAAUCUACUCAAUCAAUGGUAAUGUCUCAAGCACAAAUGCCUGGCUUGGAACCUCAGCAGACACAGCAAGCUCAAGCAAUGCCCCAACAAAAUUUGCUACAGGGUCAAAGCACGGAGUUUCGGCAGCCAUUGCCUCCAUCUAGACUGCGAUUUCCUCUCAACAGUGUUGUUAUUCGAAGUUCUGACAACAUUCAUGUCCCUCUUCAGUCGGGUGAUUCUCGAAUCGCGAGCUUGGAUCCACGAGCACGCCUCAUCAUUCAUCAAAGAACACAAGCUCAGGCUCAAAAUCAGGCUCAGGGACAGGGACAAUUAAUAGCAGUUGGUCAACCUAUCACAUCACAGCAAAUGCAAACCAGCAUCGUUCAAUUCUCAUCUCAGCAGGUGCAGAGCGUCUCUUCUCAAGGGCCUACCACUGCACCAGUGCCAGUCUCUGCUCCUGCAGCACCACAACCAGCCUCUGCCCCUGCCCCUGCGCCAUCUCCUCAAGCUACAGUGCAUUCCAUGUCAGACUCCCAAGAGAUACCUGACAGUGUGACUGCUGAGCUUGAAAAGCUGGAACAAGAAGGUGGUACAAUGGCUGAGGUGGACAAUGUCACUGACAUUCUAGGUGGUCUUGUUGAGGAUGAUGAUGAGCUUCUAGCUGAGAUGGGUGCAGAUUUCAAUAUUCUGGAAUAUGCUGAUCCGGAACUGGGGGACAUAGGUGAAAAGACAAACAUUCUCGAUGAAAAUUUGGAUUUAGAGGAGCCAGAGGUGAAGAAGGACUCUACACAGCAAGUGAAGAGUGACACCACUGAAAGUGGUGAAAGCAGUGCUACAGAGCAUUCUGCUGAUAAUGCACCCUCUGUGCAAUCACAACCAAAUUGCUCAACAAGUGGCCCCACACAAAUGCAGCCUCAGGCGGAGGUGAAUGGAACGGCUGUGAAUACCUCUCAGACUGGUGCUGUUGUUAGUACCAAUGUGGUCACAUCACUUGGUGGAGGAAUACCGAGUGCGGGCAUUACACCUUUACCUCAACAGGGUCAAGUGCCAACACGAGUAGUUGUGGAUGCCAAUGGAGAACAGCGAGUUGUUGAUGGCAAUGUAGCUAUUGCUUAUCAAAACUCAUUCCAAGGCCAGCCUCCUCUCUUGCAGAGAGUUCAAAUGCCCGGGGUUCCUCAGCAGCGACUUCAAACGCUCCAGCGACGAGUGGUGGUUGGUCAGAAUGGACAGCUUCUGCAGCAUACUGCCGUUUCACAGCCUGGAGCUCCGGUCGGCACCGUGACACGGGUUGGCCCAGGUCCCGGACUGCCACCACCGCCACCACCCCCGCCUCCGCCGCCGCCCUACCCAGGACCACCGCCACCUUACCCUGUCUCCAUGCAGCAUAUGGCUCCUAUGGCUGGGGUGGUGUGCAUGGGGCCCCAAAUGGACCACUCUGGUCCCGCUGGUCUGGGCGCUCUACCCCAAAUGGGGCCCCAAAUGCGUCCCAUGAUGUCCCAUACGCCUUCGAUGGGACCGCCGGUUGGGCCGCCGGCUGAAUCACCUUUAGGCCUCCCUGGUCCUGAUCACAUGCAGCGCAACGCAUGCAGACCCCUUUUACUACAGGAUCAACCACUUUUGCUGGAGGAGCUCCUGGAACAAGAAAAGCGGGAGCAAGAAAAGCAACAGCAGCAGCAACAAGUGUCUCAAGUGGAUGUUGCUACAGCCCAAGGCCUUACCUCACCUAUGGGAAACAACAUGAUUAGCGACCUGGAGUUAGAACAUCUUGUACUCAAUUCUCCUAGUGGACAAACUUCUAAUCAACCUAAACCACAAAUGCCAGUUGCUCAAUCUCUGCCUGGUCAAGUUAUGAUGCAACCUCAGUUGAGGCCACCAUUUCCUCCCCGACCAGUUGGCCCUAUGUCUGGUCCUGUGGCUGGUACACCUGGCAACCCAUCUGUUGUCCAACCUGGUGUUGUUGGCUCAUUAGGACCUGUUAAUGUCGGAGGCAUGGCGUCCGGCCAGAUUGGUUUACAGCAACCCGUACAACAAUGGGUACAAAGACCACAAAUUGUGCGUCCACCAACACAGCCUAUGGCUCCUCAAGAAUCCCGAGUUCCACUCUUCAGUGCACCUCGACUUGUGCAGCCUCCCUCGCCUCCAGAAAAUAUAGCAUCAGAAGCUGACAAACAAGCUCACUUAGCAUAUGAUCAUUGGCUUAACCAUGAGAACCAAUAUCUAGCUGAUCAGCUAAAAUAUUAUGAAACAGAAGUUCAUAAAUUGAGGAAAGCUAGAAAGUCUCUGAUCAGCAAAAAGAGAGUGGCUAUGAAGCAUGGAAAUGAACUACAUGAAACUGAUGCAGCCGAACUUCAGCGCAUCACUGAGGAGCAAAGUGGUUUGCAGAAACAUCUUGAUUCAGCUAGAAAAGCUAACCGUCAGCACAAUUCUGUUAUACAG
This is a messenger RNA of Frankliniella occidentalis (western flower thrips), 8628 nucleotides long. It is a transcript of the gene Lpt, whose product is annotated as histone-lysine N-methyltransferase 2D. NCBI's taxonomy places the organism in Eukaryota, Metazoa, Arthropoda, Insecta, Thysanoptera, Thripidae. Gene Ontology annotation, biological process: positive regulation of transcription by RNA polymerase II. Gene Ontology annotation, molecular function: histone binding; transcription coactivator activity; histone H3K4 methyltransferase activity. The record is from RefSeq and is a predicted model, not a curated record. Gene Ontology annotation, cellular component: MLL3/4 complex.